Messenger RNA from Pistacia vera, 840 nucleotides. RefSeq lists its product as uncharacterized. Lineage: Eukaryota; Viridiplantae; Streptophyta; Magnoliopsida; Sapindales; Anacardiaceae. The transcript has a single exon. The coding region runs from base 88 to 669 and encodes 193 amino acids. The record is from RefSeq and is a predicted model, not a curated record.
CAAGCCACAACCACCACUCACUAACUCAUGGUAGUGGACUGGCUAGUUGUAGCAUCUCUCACGAUCUGAGCUCAGAAAGAUACCAAAAUGAAGACCUUUACAGUUCUGAGAACCCAAUUCUACCUCCCAACAUUCACCAAUCUCACCAACUCAACCGCUAACCCUUCAUUUUUUAUCCCCAUCAAAACCACGUCUUGCCUAAAACACCCCACUUCCCAUUCACCUUCAAGAAUUGUCACCUGCACAAGACAAACUCUGGGGCACUCUACAGAAACCUGCCACAUAGACAAGCCCUUAGUUUUAGAAUCUGGAAGAGAGUUUCUUCAAGUUUUGCCAGAUGGGUAUUCAAGGUUUUUGUUGCUUGGAGCUGUUUCUGUAGGAUUUGCUUUGUUGUUUAUGGGAUUAGAUGACCAAAAGGCCUUGGCUUUGGGGCCUGAAGGUCCUUUAGUAGAAGAGUUCUGGGAAAAUGUUAGGAGAUAUGGACUUUAUGCUCUUACAGUGAGUACUGGUGCACUUUACACCAUCCUUUUGCCCAUAUUUGAGUUGCUGAAGAACCCCAUCUCUGCAAUUCUCCUUUUGAUGAUUUUGGGUGGUAGCAUCUUCCUUAUUUCUCAAGUACUUUCAGCCAUGGUUGGUGUCACUGAAUUUAAUUAUGAUUAUAGCUAUUAGAUUGAGAGUAUAGUUUUGGUUUUUCUAUGCAGAUUUAUUUGUGUACUUAAUUUUGCAGCCUUAUUUUCAUUUUAUAUAUGCAAACAGCAGAUAGAAGGCUGAUUAGCAUGGGCCAAAUGUUGUGUUAAUCAAAACUCAACCAUUGUUAAAGACUAGAAUGGCAUUGCAACA